AUGUCAGCGGCAGACGCGGCCGCAGGAGAGCAGCUUUAUGCAACGCUUCUCUUGACCGACUCCUAUCUGCCAGGCGCGCUGGUCCUCGCUCACUCGUUGCGCGAUGCCGGCACCACCAAAGAGCUCGCGGUCCUCGUCACGUUGGACUCUGUUUCGGCCCAGGCCAUCACCCAGCUCAAGGUGAGUUUGGCUGAUGCCACGAGCCAGACAGUCGCCGCCCGCGGCUCCCUGGACCUGCUAUUAACGAGAGUGCGAUUUUGUCAGGCUGUCUACGACUACGUUCUUCCCGUCCCAAGAAUUCGCAACGACCAGCCCGCCAAUCUGCAUCUGAUGAACAGGUCUGACUUACACUCAGCCUUCACCAAGAUCAACCUCUGGAAGCAAACUCAGUUUUCCAAAAUCGUCUACAUCGAUGCCGACGUAGUGGCCUACCGAGCUCCAGACGAGCUCUUUGAGCUGCCUCAUGCCUUCUCCGCCGCUCCGGACAUUGGAUGGCCGGAUCUGGUCAACACUGGUGUCAUGGUUCUUGCUCCAAAUAUGGGUGACUACUAUGCCAUGCUGGCCAUGGCCGACAGAGGAAUUUCGUUUGAUGGUGCAGAUCAAGGUCUAAUAAAUAUGCAUUUCAAACACAGCGUGAAUCGCCUAUCCUUUACGUACAAUGUCACGCCAUCCGCCCACUACCAGUACAUUCCUGCGUAUCGUCAUUUUCAAUCCAGCAUCAGCAUGGUGCAUUUCAUCGGCGCUAACAAACCUUGGUUCUCCGGCCGCAACGCUUCCCACGGCAAUACUCCCUUCGACGAAAUGGUCGGCCGUUGGUGGGCCGUAUACGAUCGCCACUAUAGAGCACAGGAGUCCCCUACUCAACAACCCAGUCUUGAGCAAAGUUCAGGUGGACACCGAGGCCGAGGCACCGUAGACGCAGCCGUCUCGUCGGCAAACCCCUCUGCAGACUUGCUUCCAGGACGUAACGACGACACGAACACAAGCCGGGCGUACAUUGGACAGGCAACUAAGACCGAGGCGUCAACGCAUCUUCACGGUCCGGUCCAUGUCGAGGCUCCUCGAAGUUCUGCCAGCCAAAGUCCGUCGCAGGAAACCCCAGUGUCCAUGCAUAGUAGUUGGGACGCCCAAAGGCAUCCUCCGCCACCCGGCUCAAAGCCAGAGGCGAUGGAUUUCCCGUCAACCCACUACGAGAUGUCACGAGAUACGAAGCCUUUCAUCCCCCCGGUACGCUAUCCAAGUCCGCCCAAGAAUAUGUGGUACGAGGUUCCAAAAGAACCGCCAUCGCCAUCAAUCAAGAUGCCAAGGCAAAUAUUCCCAUGGGAAGCCCGUCAACCCGUCCCAUCGCGCACUUUCACUGCCGCAGCAGUAUACGAACCAAUUGGGGCACUACAAUCAGGCGAGUCGGGUGAUCACCAUCAAGAGCCAGUCCCUCCAGAUGCGCCUGCCACGGUCCCCGAACAGCCUGCAGCGGAAUCCUCUGAGAGUGACGUGACGGCCCGACUUGCUCCAGCACAUGAGACUAGUCCUGGUUCGUCGGCUCCUACGGAUCCCUGGAGUUCUUACUCGCGAGUCAACGCUUGGGAUGAUGUGCCUGGAAUCAGCCGAUACGUCGACGGAUUGCAGCGACAUCGUCGAACAGGAGGGCCGAGUAGUGGUACCACCGCGACAUCCACAGUGCCCAAAGCAUCAGGUGAAGCGUUGCGGAUACCAAAAGCCUUGAAACUGACGGACUUUCCGACAGAACUGGAGCGCCCGAGCUUACCAGUGACACCAGCACCGAUCAGGCGUACGUCACUGCGGGGAGGCCCUGACGAACCCCUCAACUCAGCAGAAGAAGCCCAGUUACUUCCAAUGGCUGAAGGUGUUCCGUCACAGUCCGAAUGGGAUCCGGCCGCCCGGCUACAAUUGCUAGCCCGGCAACAAUCUGAAGCGUUGCUCCGGAGACUAAGCGGCGAUGAUGAUGUGCCAGGAAGAAUGGCAGGCCACGGAAUCCCAUCGAGACCGCUGCCUUUUGGAUCCGGGCCUCGCCAUUCACCGACAUACAUCGCACAGUCUGCUUCUACAAGCGUCUUAAGCCCGCAGCCUGUACAAGGGAAGCCUCCAACAGCUGACAUCGUCGCCAAAUUGGUUGACCGUGAUGACGCAUACCCAGGAAGCAUGACCAAAGAAGGCAGCCCGGCUCCUCCGGUAGACGUGGGAGAAGGUGAAUAG
Metarhizium album ARSEF 1941 is the source of this 2214-nucleotide messenger RNA. Its product is annotated as glycogenin. The transcript is spliced from 5 exons. The coding region runs from base 1 to 2214 and encodes 737 amino acids. Gene Ontology annotation, molecular function: glycosyltransferase activity. NCBI's taxonomy places the organism in Eukaryota, Fungi, Ascomycota, Sordariomycetes, Hypocreales, Clavicipitaceae. The record is from RefSeq and is a predicted model, not a curated record. Gene Ontology annotation, cellular component: cytoplasm.